Molecule: messenger RNA, 318 nt
Organism: Diatraea saccharalis (sugarcane borer)
Lineage: Eukaryota; Metazoa; Arthropoda; Insecta; Lepidoptera; Crambidae
Source: the annotation of a GenBank genome assembly
AUGGGAGAUAGCCGAUACCACGUAGCCUCAUUUCACAGCCAACGAGCAAGGCAACUUUUUCAAUUUCCUUUAAAAACGGCAACGGCGGCGGCCAGCCAUCAAACAGUGAGAAAGCUGCACUUCCUCUCUCCUCCGUCAUUCUCCGUGGAACGUGUCGUCAGCAGCAACUGUGGUAGCCGUGUGUGCGUCUGGGGCACCAGAGGAGUCACUGUGGCAGAGUUACCGUCGAGGUGGGGUCGUGGAGGACUGUUCGACUCUGGCAACCAGACGGUAUUGUGCAAGUACCACAAUCUCACCUGUAGUCUCAACAUCACGUAA